CUAUGCCAACUCACACACAGACCACGAGCCAGUGUUCCAUCUACCAGUGCUGAAAACAAGAUGUGCCUUUCCGUAGGCUAACGUUACUAUUAAAAAGUUUGACAUGAAGCCCGCUACCGAACGCUUUAUGUACUUUUAACUGAUGGUAAAAGCCAGCUCUGCCUCCGAAGCUUCCCAGAGAAAGAAAUGGCCUCUUGCUUAGUGCCAGAUUUCCCAGCAGUGCUUCUCGCUUUGGAGCACUUGGGCGAGUUAGAAAAACAGCUGAAAGAUGAAGACGUCUCCUUCAGCCAAGAAGCAAGUCACCAUCUCAGGGAGAUAUCAACUGCUAUUAGAGAACUGGAGGCGUCCCGAAAGGCCGUCCAUGAGCAACUUGAAGUCGAAACCAUUGAGAGUGGCAAGGUCCGCCACCAAGUUCUUCGUUUUCGAGAUGACAUAACCAAGGAAAUUGCAGAUGGUGUGGCGACUGCAAGAAAUGUCAAUUCAACUCAGCUAAACCAACUUGAAGCUGAACUCAAAAGCCUUAUGGAGGAAAUUGAGUCAAUGGAAGUGAAACAAGGACUUCUUGAAGAGCAGAACGCCCUGCUUUACCCAGAGAGAGAAUGUGUGAAAAGAAACCAUGAAAAUGUCAUUAGCAUGCUCAACUUCCAACUGGCAGAGAAAGCCAACAAGCAGAUCUUGCUCAAUGAGAAGAUCAACGAGAUUGAAGAUAUUAAAGCUAAAAUAGCCAGUGUAGAGCUCAACAGAGGUGAACUACUAAGUGACAUCACCCAGGAAAGAGACAAGUUCACCGAGGCCAAGAAUGAUUGGGAAGAACAGAUUGAGCAAUACAUAAAUAGCAUCCAACAGCAGAAAAAAAACAAUAGCCUAAUGCACAGAGAACUGGAUGCUCUUUCAACUGAACUGCAGGAGAAAGAGGACAGGAAUGUGGAUCUCAGGAAUACAAUAUAUCAGAUUGAAAUGACCAUAGCCAGACUAACAGCAACAGAGAAAAAAUUUAAAAACCAACUCGCAGAGGAAACCAGCAAGUCAGAAGAACUUGAACAACAAAGAGUGUUUCAUAAAAAAGAACUUGCAGAGCUCAGAACGGCAUUCAGAAAGAAAGAAGAAUCCCUUCAGCAAAGCAUUUUAGAGACAGACACGGAGAUCACGGAAUAUGAGCUAUUGACUAGCGUUCACCUUGCAUCAAUCACAAGACUGACAGACCAUUUCAACAUCCAGAGGAAACUUGAGGAUGAUACCAUGGCUGAACACACUGCCAUGGCCAGGCGACUGGAGUGGUCUAAACUGAGACUGGACGAACGCAUUGCCUCCAUUGCCAAGUAUAAAUUAGAGAUCAGAGAGAUGGAACAGGGGAUAAGACAACUCCAUGAAACAACUGUAGUGAACACUGACCUGUUCAAGAGGAAUCUUGAGGAGAUGGAAGUACAGCUAGCAAAAGAAAAGAAGACCAGGGCGGCCUUUGAAAAUGAGAGAGAAGAACUCCAUCAGUCUCUUGAGGACCUGAACGUAGCGCAUGAGGAGCACAUGAACAAGGUCAAUGAAGCCAUCGAGAAUACCAAGGAGCAAAGCCACCAACUACAGGAGGAGGAGAAGAAGCUUCAAGACCACGUCUUCAUGAGCUCGCUCAUUGAGAGUCUCAAGAAGAUGGUGGCUGAGACUGCAGAGUCCACCAAGGAAAUGGAGAUUGCCUGCAUCGCUGAGAUCAAGCAAUUUGAGGAGGAGACUGAAGCUCUCACUAAACACCGGCUGGAGUUGGAGGAGCUGCUUGAGAUUGAGCAGUCGAUCUUGUCUGGCGUGGAGGGCGAGUUUGACAUCGACCAGGCCCGACACCAGACACUGACAAAAGAGACUACAGACCUGAAAUUUAAAAAAAUGCAAUUGGAGCUCUGUAUUCAGGAUACUCAAGACGACACUGUUGCCAUGCUCAGACCAAAGGAGGAGCUGAAGCUGGAAUUGGUGGAUCUGAGGAGGAAACACCUUGAGAUUCUGAAGUCCCAGGCAGAGCAGAUCAGUCAGACGGAGAGAGUCAUCUAUGAGAACGGCGUGAUGCUGGAGCAGGUCAACCGCGAGAACUGUCGCUUACAUGUUUGCAUUGAACAAAUGAAAGAGGACGUAUUCAAUGCCAACCAAGGUAAAGUGAGGCAUACCCAGGAAACAGAGUGGUUGCGAGAAGAGGUUGGCUCUCUGUUCAAAAGUCUGCUUGAUGCGUGGGAUAAUGACAUUGUGGUAACCAAGGAAUCUAAUGAGAAGGAUCUACAAAACUACAAAGCUUUUCAAAAUCUACUGAUGAAGCUGGAAAAUAGGAAAUACCAUAUUGGGAGUGUCAUUGACAAAAUGACAAAGGAGUUUGAGACUUUGACUGUCCUUUUAUCUCCUCAAAAGCUGUUAUGAUGUGAGUUGCUGUUUGUUAGUCACUGUACUACUUCCAAAUCUUGUGCUGUGUACUACCGUCUUUAAUUCCACAUUCCUCUAUUAAGCUGUAGUGUUUGACCAUCAAGCUUAGUACCAGCUCUGCAAUACAUCAUUUCAAAUCUUA
Molecule: messenger RNA, 2536 nt
Organism: Alosa sapidissima (American shad)
Lineage: Eukaryota; Metazoa; Chordata; Actinopteri; Clupeiformes; Clupeidae
Gene: ccdc175
Product: coiled-coil domain containing 175
Exons: 19
Coding region: 187-2391 (734 amino acids)
Source: RefSeq, a predicted model, not a curated record